AGGCGGAGGCGGUGCGACUGCUAUUCCGAUAGCGGAGGGCGCCGCUGAGGCCGGGAGCCGAGGCGCAGUCCAGCCUUGAGUGAGCCCAGCUUCUGCGGAUCAGGAGUUGGACCACAGCACCUUCCCUUCCUCCCAACCCUGCCUCCUCUGCAGAAUGAAGCUCAAUAGAACUUUGUUGUUUUGCCUUUUACUCUGAGGGGAGAGAAGCAGACGAUGAGGAGAAAAUCAUGAAUGUCAAAGGAAAAGUGAUUCUGUCAAUGCUGGUUGCCUCAACUGUAAUUGUUGUGUUUUGGGAAUAUAUCAACAGCCCAGAAGGCUCUUUCCUGUGGCUAUAUCACUCAAAAGGAGAAAAAUUGAGAUUUAGAGAGGGAAAAGAACUUGGUGACAACGGCAGUCAGAAGGACUGGUGGUUUCCAAGCUGGUUUAAGAAUGGGACCCACAAUGACCAAGGGGAAGAGGAAGACAUAGACAGAGACCAGAAACAACGAAAGGAGGACAAUGAAGAAGAACUUCAGCUAUCGGACUGGUUUAAUCCAUAGAAACGCCCAGAGGUCGUGACAGUGACCGAAUGGAAGGCCCCAGUUGUGUGGGAAGGCACUUUCAACAGAGCCAUCUUAGAAAAUUACUAUGGCAAACAGAAAAUCACCAUGGGUUUGACAGUUUUUGCUAUCUGGAGAUACACUGAGCAUUACUUGGAGGAGUUCUUAACAUCUGCUAAUAGGCACUCCAUGGUUGGCCACAAAGUCAUAUUCUGCAUCAUGGUGGACGAUGUCUCCAGGUUGCCUUUGGUAGAGCUGGGUCCUCUGCGUUCCUUCAAAGUGUUUGAGGUCCAGCCUGAGAAGAGGUGGCAGGAUAUCAGCAUGAUGCGCAUGAAGACCAUUGGGGAGCACAUCGUGACCCACAUCCAGCACGAGGUCGACUUCCUCUUCUGCAUGGACGUGGACCAGGUCUUCCAGGACACCUUUGGGGUGGAGACGCUGGGCCAGUCGGUGGCUCAGCUGCAGGCCUGGUGGUACAAGGCAGAUCCUGACACAUUCACCUACGAGAGGCGGAAGGAGUCCGCAGCAUACAUUCCAUUCGGCCAGGGGGAUUUUUACUACCAUGCAGCCAUUUUUGGAGGAACACCCAGUCAGGUCCUAAACAUCACCCAGGAGUGCUUCAAGGGAAUCCUUCAGGACAAGAAAAAUGACAUAGAAGCUGAGUGGCAUGAUGAAAGCCACCUAAACAAGUAUUUCCUUCUCAACAAACCCACUAAAAUCUUAUCCCCAGAAUAUUGCUGGGAUUAUCAUAUAGGCCUGCCUUCAGAUAUUAAGACGGUCAAGAUAUCUUGGCAGACAAAAGAAUAUAAUUUGGUGAGAAAUAAUAUCUGACUUUAAAUUGUGUCAGUAGGUUUUUGAA
Messenger RNA from Hipposideros armiger (great roundleaf bat), 1398 nucleotides. Its product is annotated as N-acetyllactosaminide alpha-1,3-galactosyltransferase-like. Gene Ontology annotation, cellular component: membrane; vesicle; Golgi apparatus. The transcript is spliced from 2 exons. The record is from RefSeq and is a predicted model, not a curated record. Lineage: Eukaryota; Metazoa; Chordata; Mammalia; Chiroptera; Hipposideridae. Gene Ontology annotation, molecular function: hexosyltransferase activity. Gene Ontology annotation, biological process: carbohydrate metabolic process.